Messenger RNA from Salvia hispanica, 669 nucleotides. RefSeq lists its product as uncharacterized. NCBI's taxonomy places the organism in Eukaryota, Viridiplantae, Streptophyta, Magnoliopsida, Lamiales, Lamiaceae. The record is from RefSeq and is a predicted model, not a curated record.
AUCCCUCUCUCUCCCUCCAUUCAUCAAUACAACAGUCCAUAUUCCAUAAAAAAGAAAAACAAAAAAUGGAAAUUGAAUCAGCAAAGUGCGAGUGCUGUGGACUAAGGGAAGACUGCACACAAGAUUACAUCACUCAAGUGAAGUCCAAAUUCCAAGGCAAAUGGCUCUGCGGCCUCUGCUCCGAGGCCGUCAGCGAUGAGCUUAGCCGGGGCAAGCCCCGCUCCGGCUUGGACGAGGCCGUCAAGGCCCACAUCUCCUUCUGCCGCAACUAUAAGUCCAAUCCGGCCGUGAACGUCGCUGACGGCAUGAGGCAGAUGCUCAGGAGGAGGAGCGAUCUCUCUUCGCCCUCGUCUUCGUCUUCGUCUAAGAAAUAUUCUAGAUCGUCGAGCACGUCGCAGGUCGGAUUUUACUAGCUUCAUUUGUUUCAUGUGUCAAUUUCGAAUUAAUAAGGUUAAUUAUUAAGUUAACUUUGAUGAUCAUCUUCUUGUCACGGUUUGUAUAGCUUAAUUUCUUUUUUCUUUUUUUUUUGUUAUCUUUAUUUUUAUGGGAUGUAAUGAAAUCCUUCUCCUCUUACGAUGAUGUAGAAUUUUUUGUGGGGGAAAAGUGAUUCUAGCAUUGAAUUUAAUUGCAAGGAAGUAAUGAAACCAUUUUUUUCUUUUUUCCUGCAAA